Daucus carota subsp. sativus is the source of this 2093-nucleotide messenger RNA. Its product is annotated as transmembrane 9 superfamily member 3-like. Gene Ontology annotation, cellular component: membrane. The coding region runs from base 53 to 1855 and encodes 600 amino acids. NCBI's taxonomy places the organism in Eukaryota, Viridiplantae, Streptophyta, Magnoliopsida, Apiales, Apiaceae. Gene Ontology annotation, biological process: protein localization to membrane. The transcript is spliced from 7 exons. The record is from RefSeq and is a predicted model, not a curated record.
AUCUACGCCUAUACACACACAUACACACAAUUUCACAACCCCCUGUGUGCUUAUGUGUGUGAAAAUGGAGAGCAAGAUGUGUGCGCAAUUCUUAGCUAUCUUACUCAUCACAAUCAGUGGGUGUGUUUCACAAGUGAGAUCAAGUGCUUCCAAUCACAAGUACAAGAGUAAUGAUCCAGUGCCUCUCUAUGUCAACAAAGUUGGCCCUUUUCAAAACCCUAGCGAGACAUACCGAUAUUUCGAUCUUCCUUUCUGCAUGCCAGCUUCAACUCAAUGGCAUGAUAAACCGGAAGCUCUUGGUGAAGUAUUGAAUGGAGAUCGUCUAGUUAGCGCGCCCUACGAGCUAAACUUUUUAGUUGAGAAAGACUCUGAAACUGUCUGCAAGAAAAAACUGACACCACAAGAAGUUUCUAAAUUCCGAAGUGCUGUUGCCAAAGAUUACUAUUUCCAGAUGUACUAUGAUGACUUGCCGCUUUGGGGUUUCUUAGGGAAGGCUGAGAAGGAUGCCAAAGCUGACCCCAGUGAGACCAAGUAUUAUCUAUUUAAGCACCUCCACUUUGAGAUACUUUACAAUAAGGAUCGUGUCAUUGAGGUUAAUGUAAGAACUGACCCUAAUGCUCUUGUGGAUCUUACCGAGGACAAAGAAGUUCUUGCAGACUUUAUGUACACUGUCAAAUGGAAAGAAACAGACACCCCUUUUGAGAAAAGAAUGGACAAAUACUCACAGUCAUCAAAUAUGCCACAUCAUUUAGAAAUACAUUGGUUCUCAAUCAUUAAUUCCUGUGUGACAGUUCUUCUCCUAACUGGAUUUUUGGCUACAAUUCUCAUGCGAGUUCUUAAAAAUGAUUUCGUUAAGUAUGCUCACGAUGAAGAGACUGCUGAAGACCAAGAAGAAACAGGAUGGAAGUACAUCCACGGUGAUGUCUUUAGGUACCCAAAGUACAAGUCAGUGUUUGCUGCAGCUCUCGGUUCUGGCUCCCAGCUCUUUGCCAUUGCAAUAUUAGUUUUCAUGCUAGCACUGGUUGGCGUCUUCUAUCCAUACAACAGGGGAGCUCUGUUUACUGCAUUGGUUGUCAUUUAUGCACUUACAUCUGGGGUUGCCGGCUAUACUGCGGCCUCAUUCUAUUGCCAGCUGGAAGGGACAAACUGGGUAAGGAAUCUUCUGUUGACCGGAAGUCUCUUUUGUGGACCUCUGUUUCUGACAUUCUGCUUUCUUAACACCGUUGCAAUCGCUUACAAUGCCACUGCUGCUCUACCAUUUGGCACAAUUGUGGUAAUAGUUCUUAUAUGGCUCCUAGUGACAUCUCCUUUGCUAGUAUUGGGUGGAAUAGCUGGAAAAAAUAGCAAGGCUGAGUUUCAAGCUCCUGUGCGAACCACAAAGUAUCCUAGAGAGAUUCCACCAUUGCCUUGGUAUCGUGGAACCCUUCCUCAGAUGGCAAUGGCUGGGUUUCUGCCCUUCAGUGCUAUCUAUAUUGAGCUCUAUUAUAUAUUUGCCAGUGUGUGGGGUCACAGAAUUUACACCAUUUACAGUAUUUUAUUCAUUGUUUUCAUCAUUCUCCUGAUUGUGACGGCUUUCAUCACUGUGGCACUGACAUAUUUCCAACUUGCUGCCGAGGACCAUGCUUGGUGGUGGAGGGCUUUCCUUUGUGGUGGAUCAACUGGGCUGUUCAUUUACGGUUAUUGCUUGUAUUACUACUAUGCACGAUCAGAUAUGAACGGUUUCAUGCAGACUUCAUUCUUCUUUGGUUACAUGGCCUGCAUUUGCUACGGUUUCUUCCUCAUGCUAGGGACAGUAGGUUUCCGUGCUUCUCUGUUUUUUGUCCGUCACAUAUAUCGCUCAAUCAAGUGUGAGUAGUGAAGGCGCCACUUCCAGGUCAAGCGCGUCUUUACAUUAUUAACUGAAAAUCUUGGUUGAUCGAAGAUCAUGUAGGACGACAAUAGAGGGGCUUAAUACAAACAGCUGUAUCAAAUUACAAUGGCAACUAUUACCCUCGUUUUGCAUCAGAGUCUGAAAUUCAUGUUGUACCAGUAAAUCUUAGGUUUUCUAUACUUUACCUAUAAGAUAACAUAUAAUGAAAUGUGUUUUCACUUUC